Molecule: messenger RNA, 1902 nt
Organism: Lolium perenne
Lineage: Eukaryota; Viridiplantae; Streptophyta; Magnoliopsida; Poales; Poaceae
Source: RefSeq, a predicted model, not a curated record
AUGGUUUCCGCGGCCGUGCUCCUCGGCCCUCCCAUCUCCGUCGACACCAAGAUGGCGGACCCCAAGUCCAAGCCCAAGGCCAAGACACCGUCCAAGCCCAAGCCCAAGCGCCAGCAGUCCCGCAACUCGUCGACGUCGGACGACUCCGACGAUUCCAGCGAUUCCAGCGAUUCCAGCGACUCCGAGCCCAGCUACGGAGCGCGCUCGCGGGCGGAGAAGAAGGCGCCGCGGGCCGCGCGGCCGCUCUCCCACACCUCCUCGGGCGACUCCUGCGUCGACUUCUUCUUCCAGGUCGUCCCCGGCGCCACGGCGGCCGCCGACGUGGCCUCGCUCCUCAGCGUCGCCUGGGGCAACGACGCGCGCACGGCGCUCAGGCUCGUCUGCCACCUCCGCGGCGUACGCGGCCUCGGCAAGUCCGACAGGGAGGGCUUCUACGCCGCCGCGCUCUGGAUGCACGCCAACCACCCCCGCACCCUCGCCGCCAACCUCGCCAUCUUCGGCAAGUUCGGCUGCCUCAAGGACUUCCCCGAGAUCAUCUACCGCAUCCUCCACGGCCCCCGCGACGACCGCAAGGACGACGUCGACGACGACCACGACAGGCUUCCGCGCAACGGCUCCAAGCGGCGCCGCGGCGUCGACGGGGCCGAGGCCGCCAGGGCGAAGCGCCAGAAGGAGGUGGAGCACGCGCGGGUCACCGUCGCCCGCUACGAGUCGGACGAGAGCUUCCGCUUCCUCUACGACCGCGUCGCCGACCUCUUCGCCGAGCUGCUCAAGUCCGACCUCGACCACCUGCGCUCGGGCGACACCGCCAAGAUCGGGCUCGCCGCCAAGUGGUGCCCGUCGCUCCGCUCCUCGUACGACCGCUCGACGCUGCUCUGCGAGGCCAUCGCCCGCCGCAUCUUCCCGCGCGACUCCAGCCCGGACUACCUCGGCCUCUCCGACCAGCACUACGCGUACCGCGUCCGCAGCCGCCUCCGCCGCGAGGUGCACGUGCCGCUGCGCAAGGUCCUGGAGCUCCCGGAGGUGUACAUGACCAAGGGCAAGUGGGACGAGCUCCCCUACGCGCGCGUCGCGUCCCUGGCGAUGCGGCAGUACAAGGAUGCCUUCCAGAAGCACGACAAGUCGGGCGUCGAUGGCUUCUUCGACGAGGUGCGCUCCGGGCUGGCCAAGAUCCCGGCGGACGCGGUGCUGCCGCACGACAUCGUGGCCGCGGCACUCAAGGGCGAGCACGACGAGUCCGCGGAGCUCCAGUGGCGCCACAUGGUCUCCACCCUGGCGUCCGAGGGCCGCCUCACCAACUGCAUCGCCAUGUGCGCCCUCUCCAGCUCCGUCGAGAAGCCGCCGGCAUCCGCGGCCAUCGCGCUGGGGCUCCUCAUCUCGGAGCUCAGCCAGGAGCCGUGGAAGGGGAGGCUCAUCACGUUCGACGCCACCCACCAGCUGCACAAGGUGCACGGCGCUUCGCUGGUGGAGAAGCUCCGGCCGCUGGCCGCCGUGAGGGCCCAGAAGGGCGCGAACCUGCAGGCAGUCUUCAGCAAGAUACUGAACGUGGCGGUGGCGGGCAAGCUGGACAAGGAGAUGAUGGUGAAGCGGGUGUUCGUCCUGAGCGACAUGGAGUUCGACGGCUGGGUCGGCGGGGAGGCCUGGGUGUCGGAGCACGAGGCGAUUAGGAAGAAGUUCAUGGCCGAGGGCUACGCCGUGCCGGAGGUGGUCUUCUGGAACGUCGGCACGUCCAAGGCGUCGAUGCCGGUCGUGGCGGCGCAGGCCGGUGUGGCGCUGGUGAGCGGCUACUCGAAGAACCUGGUGCGGCUGUUCCUGGAGGCUGAUGGCGUGCUCACGCCGUCUGCCAUCAUGGCAGAUGCCAUCUCCGGCCCCGAGUACAACGAUCUCGAGGUGCUCGACUGA